UGACUGAUAUUAGUUAUAUACCUUAAUCAAGGACACAUUGUAAAUAAAGUAUCAAUUAUGUUAUAAAACUGGUUUAGAUGAACGAUCCGGGUCAUGAAUACAUUUUGUGUUCAUAGUGGGGCAACAUUGAUAAGAUAAGACUUUAGAAUUGCGUAUAAACACUUCGUCAUUUCUUUGUCAAUAUGUUUAUUUCGAAAAUGACGACCAACAUGUCAGUUUGUGUCGUUUGCUUCUUAUUUGGAUUUGUAUAUAUUGAAGCAGUAACUGAUCAGGAAUUUCAAACUUUAUUGGUCAGGUUUUCUGAACUGGAAGAAAAACACGCAUUUUCCGAUAAACGAAUCGGUGCACUCGAAAAAGAAUAUGUGUCGUCCAAGAAAAUAAUAGCUGAUUUAGAAGACACUUUUGAACAGAAGAGUCACUUUUCUCAAACUGUAUUUUAAUUUAAUAGCUUCGCUUGAGAAGGCAGUGUCGGACAAAAUAUUUAAUACGUAUGAAAAUGACAAAUCAACGUCUGGCAGCACUAUCGACACAUAUAAAAAGGACACGAUGGUACACGAUGUAAUUAUUGAAACGUUGGAAAAGGAUAAUAACUUGCCUGUUAACAAGAGCAUACAGGAUGAAAGCAACCAUUCUUUGUUCGAAAAGGAAAUCCGGUCAACUGCUGUUCAGCCAGUCAAAAACAGAUUUGUUCCAGGGGAAGUUGUUGCUUUUUCUGCCAUGAAAGUUGCCAACCAACAACAUAUCGGCCUUAAUCAGAACAUCAUCUUUGAGCAGGUCCUUACAAAUGAAGGAGACGGGUACCAUCCUCUACACGGCGUAUUCAUAGCACCACAAUCCGGCCUUUACGUGUUGUCAUCUGCUGUUUUGACCUUCUGGGGUCAAGAGAUACAUACCGCUAUAAUUCACAACGGAAACAUCAUUGCGCGCAUUUACGGUCAUGGUGAUAAUGGCAGACACGACCAGGGAAGUCAGACGGUUGUCUUAAAGCUAAACGUUGGCGAUGAAGUAGCUGUUCAAAAUAUAGACUAUGCAGAUACCAAUAUCUUCGGAGAAGUUUAUUCGUCCUUCAGUGGCUAUCUAUUGUCGCCGCAAUAAACUAGCCAAAAGCCUACAAUAACAAUGAUUGAAAAUGUUGCUGAUAUGUUAAACACAUGUAUGUACUUCUCUGUCAAAAUUAAAAUGCAACUUAUUCUGCAUAGCACCUAAGAUCAAUUUUGAAUGCGGAAUAUUUAUCUAGCAGGUCAAACAUCUUAUGCUCUACAGUUGUUCAAAGUUUAUAUAUAUUAAUUAUUAUUUUUUAGAUUUCCAUAAACCUGAUUGUUAAACAAUAAAGUCUAAAGCUUCAUUUCGACCUACACUUUACAACUGAACUUAACUAUAGAUACUGUUGUCAUUUCAUUUUAUGAUUAACUUUUUUAUUUUAAGUAUAUACGCGAAAUUAGCGGCAAUUAUAAUCGUUAAGGUCUUAAUUCAAUAAUGUUGACGUUAAAAGAUUAAAUAACGUCUGUUUUGUAUUAUUUAUUUAUCAUUCUUAGAUAGUUCCGGUGAUAUUGUGCUAAUAAAAAGCAUCAAUUAGCCUGAACAGAUCAGCAAGUCCUUUACUUUCUAUAAAUGGAUUUUUAUUUUGUAAAGUAUAUGUAUAUCAAAGCACCUUUCAAUUACAUUUUAUCCAAUAUGUUUCGGUUGAUUUCGGGAAAAGAAAUGUGUUAAAUAUCAUUCGGGAAGUAAAAUCUGAACUUCAUUGAAAAUCAUAAGCAUGUUUAUCUUAUUAACGUAACUUAUUUUUCUUUUUCGUAACAUGCGUAUAUUACUUUUUUAAAUAAUGAAGCUUAUUAUGUGGCCUGAUUUCAAUAUUCAAAGCUCUCCUGGCGCCUCGUUUGUGUUUAAAAUUAUGCGAUUUAUAAUAUAAAAAGCAACACAAUAAAACCCGCGCAUAUGUCGUUAUAUUGUGGUGAUAAUAUUUGUUAAAACAUAAACAUUACAACAAAAAUGUUCGGGGUCGGUACCAAGAUUAAAGGUCGAUCAGAUCAGUGGAAAUACAGCUUAUACUAUAAAUCCUAAAUGUUUAUACCAAAUAUGUCGAUAUUUCAAGCACACAAACUAGUUGUUCAUAUCACGUUAACUAUAGUGUACAAUUCUUAUACGUCGCAUUGUGCUCCAUCUGGACAAUAAGAUGUCUUGCAUGAGGAACAAACAACAAAGUCGUUUUUCGUUAACGUUUUUCAUGACGUGUUGUACAGCUGAAUAAGCAAAUAAAUGUCUUAACAUUUA
Messenger RNA from Dreissena polymorpha, 2271 nucleotides. RefSeq names its product cerebellin-3-like. Bases 547 to 1095 code for a protein of 182 amino acids. The record is from RefSeq and is a predicted model, not a curated record. Gene Ontology annotation, molecular function: protein binding. NCBI's taxonomy places the organism in Eukaryota, Metazoa, Mollusca, Bivalvia, Myida, Dreissenidae. The transcript has 2 exons.